CGCGAGUCCCCGCCCUGCCCCGCGCGCCUCCGCCGCCACCGCCGCCUCCUCCUCCAGAUCCUCCCGCGCUCCGCCGCUCCCCGCCCGGGGUUUUGCAAUGUAGCAGCUGCUUUUAUUCUGUCCCCUCCCUCCCCUGUGCCGGUCUCGCCUUCUCGCAGGUUGCUCCACCCCGCCCGGAUCCGGCGAGGGGACCGCGCGCGCGGCUGCAGCGCCGGCGCGCGGGUGCGUCCGAGGUUCCGCGGCGCGGUCUCCGCGGGGCGCGCUCCUCCCCGCCCGCCGCAGCCCUUCCCCGCUUGCCCGGCGCAAUCACAGGGCGCCUUAAGCAUGCUGGAAAGAUGGCGCUAGCGGCAGCGGCGGCGGUGGCGACAGCGGCCGGGCCGACAGGCGGCGGGGGCGGCCGGGCGCAGCGCAGCGGACUGCUGGAAGUUUCGGUGCGCGACCGCUGGCACAAAGUUCUGGUGAACUUGGGCGAGGACGCCCUGGUCCUGAGCGGCGAGGACGGCGCGGCGGCGCACAACGGGCUGGGCGCGGCGGCGGCGGCGCAGGGCGCGCAGGGCAGGGGCGCGGGGCCCCCCGAGUCCCCGGCGGGGGUCCGCACCGCCUUCACCGACGCGCCCGAGCGCGUGCCCGAGGCCGUGUGCAGCCAGAAGCGCGGCGUGAAGGUGCUGAAGCAGGAGCUGGGCGGGCUGGGCAUCAGCAUCAAGGGCGGCAAGGAGAACAAGAUGCCCAUCCUCAUCAGCAAGAUCUUCAAGGGGCUGGCGGCCGACCAGACGCAGGCCCUGUACGUGGGCGACGCCAUCCUGUCGGUGAACGGCGCCGACCUGCGGGACGCCACGCACGACGAGGCGGUGCAGGCGCUGAAGCGCGCGGGCAGGGAGGUGCUGCUGGAAGUGAAGUACAUGCGGGAAGCCACGCCCUACGUGAAGAAAGGCUCCCCGGUGUCCGAGAUCGGGUGGGAGACGCCGCCCCCGGAGUCCCCUCGGUUAGGGGCCGGCACCUCGGACCCUCAGAGUUCCAAGUCAUUCUCCUUCCACAGAGACCAGAAGAGCAUCCCGCUGAAAAUGUGCUAUGUCACUCGAAGCAUGGCCCUGGCCGAUCCAGAGAACAGGCAGUUUGAGAUCCACUCCCCGGACGCGAAGCACACGGUGAUCCUCAGGAGCAAGGACCCGGCCACUGCGCAGGCCUGGUUCAGCGCCAUCCAUGCCAGCGUGAGCGAGCUGCUGCCCCGGGCGAUCAGCGAGGUCCGGGAGCAGCUGGGGAAAGCGGGCCUUGCCGGGGGACGAGAGAUCCGGCACCUUGGCUGGCUCGCCGAAAAGGUCCCUGGGGACAGCGAGAAGCAGUGGAAGCCGGUGCUGGUUGUCCUGACGGAGAAAGACCUCUUGCUGUAUGACAGCCUGCCACGGAGGAAGGAAGCCUGGCUCAGCCCCGUGCACUCCUACCCUCUCCUCGCCACCAGGCUGGUCCAUUCGGGCCCGGGGAAGGGCUCACCCCAUGCUGGUAUGGAUCUGUCCUUUGCAACUCGGACUGGUACCAAGCAAGGGAUUGAAACACAUCUCUUCCGGGCAGAGGUCAGCAGGGACCUCUCCCAGUGGACGAGGAGCAUAGUACAGGGAUGCCACAACUCGGCCGAGCUCAUCGCUGAAGUCACCACGGCUUGCACCUACAAAAACCAGGAGUGUCGCCUGACCGUGCAUUACGAGAAUGGGUUUACUCUUAGCACCGAAGCCCAGGAGGGUGCCUUUCCCAAGACAAUCAUCCAGUCUCCUUACGAGAAGCUCAAAACAUCUUCAGACGACGGAAUCCGGAUGCUGUAUUUAGAUUUUGGAGGCAAAGAAGGAGAGAUUCAACUGGACCUUCACUCCUGCCCCAAGCCAAUUGUCUUCAUCAUCCACUCCUUCCUGUCGGCUAAGAUUACAAGGCUCGGCUUGGUGGCUUGAGCAGAGGGCAGCUCCCCUUAGAUGCCACCAGGGACUGACACUGGACACCGCCUGCCCGGAGCCGCGUACCACAUGCAGCAUGGGAGGGCCGGUUUGGGUCGGGGAGUCGGUGUGACGCCCCGGCUCCUCCGGUCAUAACCACAAGGGGCCCCACGGCUACCCAAGGACACACCACAGGCGGCAUCAGAAUGGCACUUCUCAGGGCAGGCAAGGUGGGAGAGGUGAGGGCGACUGAGUGUACAUAGCAUAGCUUCCCCAUGCUGACCACCAAGGACAAGGCCGUUGUUGUUGGAACGGCAGGUGCAGAUCGUAAUCAGACCUGUUUCUAGGCAACGGGGUGGCCAGGUGAGCAAGGGCUGAAUAGAUGGGAAAUGGAUAUUUUCACCCACUUCCCCCACCCUAGGAUCAAGGGUCAACUGGCUUACUGCAGUUUAUUCCCUGAUUCCAGUCGACUUGACUGUCACUGAUAGGGAAAGAAAAAUUCUCCAAACAGAAACCCACUUUUUAUGUAAGUAGGAAGCAGCUGUUACUUUUUUUCUUUUCUCAAUGAAUUAUCUUUUGGCAGUGUAGCAUGACUCCAAAGUGUUCUCAGUAGCAUAUGCUGAACGGGAAUUAAAUAAAGCACCAGAUACCGAUCAGAGCUGUAAGCUGGCACAGUCGGAGCCAGGGUACAUUGCUUACAUGGCACAGCUUUGCCAAAGAGUCGGGUGCACAAAAGCUGAUUAAUUCUGGGGCAGCAGUCACACCAGGGCAUGCUGUCUUGUGCCCAAGACUGAUAGCUUUACUUAGAGGAGACAAAUUAUGCGUUUCUAAAGAUUGUCAUCAUAUAUGUGUCCACACACACCCCACAGGCAUGGUUGAGGGCAUCAAAUUGUCCCCAUAUCACGGUCUCGUGGGAAGUGUGAGCUGCUGCAGGUGACCUUGUUGGCUCUUGUGCUUGCAUGCUGCAUUUCCAAACAGUAACGAACAGUCUCGUUUAAUUCUGCACGAUGCUGGCUCAUGUGGAAGCGCUUCACUGUACCCACCUCUACUGAGAGCAUCUACAGCUCUUUGCUAAUCCCAGGGAAAUAAUACAAUGACAUGAUAUUUUUCUAGAAAAAUAUUUUGGGCACAGUGGAAAGCACAUCACUGAAUCAGUGCUUUUCCUUCUCAUAAUUCAUUCACUAAAAAUAACAACACCCAUUAUUCAAUGUGAAAGUUACUUUUCUCAAACCUUGAAAAGAAGCCCUGGAACUUCUAGAGGUGUCUCUGCUGCUGCCGCUUCCCCUGUGGUUUAUGCAGAUGAAUGGACUGUGAUAGGCCUGUGUUGUCAGCAUGGUACUUUAGCAAAUGCCUAUGCAAAGAGGUUUAAAAAGUGAGUUUGUUUACAAGAAUGCAGACUUGUUCCCUCAGAUGUGCAUGCUUCUCGAGGCGCAGAAUUUUACUUUAAAUCCACCAUUUCUGCAGCGUACCCUUCAGAAGACACCAGCCCUGCUAGAGCAGUGUUGGGGCUGAGGGCGAGGUCCGGGAGGAGCUCGGUAAUAGAAAUCUUUGUUAAACACCGAGUUUAGCAUUGAUGAAUGGGUUUCAUGGCUGCUGGCCACCUCCAAACUUUAAUGUCCAUUGUGAUUCUCUGAGAGGGGCAGCUGGGGUGCCCUUCACAUUAACCUCCUUUCUUUCUUCUUGAACAGCUCACGAAGCUAGCAUUUUUUGGUUUUGUUUGAAGUGUAUGUUUGCAACACAUAAUAACUACAGUUAUUUUGGGGACUUGGUACAUGUAUAUAGCACGUCUUGAUCAUUUUUGAUUCCUUAUUGUUUUUUAAAUGAUCCUUUAAAAAAAACCAAAACAGCAGCUUGAGGAUAUGGACUGUGUUUUUUCUUGUUUUUACAAUAUUGAAGAGUGAAAUCUAAGCUUAAAUACUGUAGGAAAGCACUUAAGCAUUUGUAAAACAUACUCUUUCACUAUAAAUUUUCAGAAUCACUGGAAUGUUGUUAUACAAGAAAAUUGUACUUGUCUAUUGUAAAUAACACAUUAAAAUGCAUAUAUUAAUGCCAAUAGCUUAAUUCAACAAUAUAUAAUUUCAGGUGCUCGGUACUACAUGAAGUAUGAGUUAACCCCUCAUAACUAAGUUGCAAAGAUUCUAUUAUAUAUUUAUAGACAAAUUAAAAUAAUCACAGUUGCAAAUACAUCAUCCUUGCUUAAGUUUUGGACUGAUUGAGAUCUGUGUGAGAGCCAACAGAAAACAUACCCUUUACAUUUAUAAAAAUUUAAUUUAAAUAUUUAUAUUUUAGGGAAAACAUAUUUGAAUAAAAUUAAUGCAUUUUCUGGGGUAAAUUAAAAUGUUACUAGCAAGAAAUAGAAAAUUUUACUAAGAGAGUUGUAAAUAUGAAUCAUUUUUCUCUCCUAAUUAAAAUGUAUCCUACCCAA
Molecule: messenger RNA, 4344 nt
Organism: Cavia porcellus (domestic guinea pig)
Lineage: Eukaryota; Metazoa; Chordata; Mammalia; Rodentia; Caviidae
Gene: Sntb1
Product: syntrophin beta 1
Exons: 7
Coding region: 336-1937 (533 amino acids)
Cellular component (GO): synapse; dystrophin-associated glycoprotein complex; intracellular anatomical structure
Molecular function (GO): protein binding; structural molecule activity
Source: RefSeq, a predicted model, not a curated record